Messenger RNA from Racocetra fulgida, 620 nucleotides. The record is from the annotation of a GenBank genome assembly. Lineage: Eukaryota; Fungi; Glomeromycota; Glomeromycetes; Diversisporales; Gigasporaceae.
AUGCAACUUAAAAUUUGUUUAGAAGAAAUUCAAAAAAAUCACUCUGAAAUUAUUAGUUCUGUUGUUUUAACAAUACUUCGUGGUCAAGGCUUUUUUACUGAUCUGCAAUAUCUUUCAGAUGUUUUACUUCCAAAUAAAAAAGCAAUUUUGGCAGUUGAAGCAAAUUGUUCUACACUUGCUGACUGUUAUAUUAAUUUAGUAAAAAUUGCUGUAGCAAUUCAAAAUCUUCUUACUGAUGAAUAUAAAGAAUUUCAUCAGUUAGAAGGAUUAGCAAAAAUUUAUCAGUUUAAUUUAUCAAACCCUAUAGAACAACUUUGCCAUACUCAAACUGCAGAUAUAAUCUCUGAAAUAAUAUCAAACAUUGCCGAAACUGUUUUUAAAGAAUUUGAAGAAGAAACAUUAACCGAUAAUGAUAAAAUUGAAAUGCUUAAUCCUGCUGAAGACCUUUAUCCAAAUGAACAAGAUUUAGAUUUAAGUAUUUCAACUUCUAUUGAUUUUAAAUCUUCAGUUUUUACAUCCUCUAAUAGUUAUGAAAGUGAGAAUUUUAAUGAAAUUAAGUCUGAUAAUGAUAUGCAACAAGGUGAGUAUGAUGUAGAAGAAAUUGUUGCAGCACAAUUCAC